Nicotiana attenuata is the source of this 780-nucleotide messenger RNA. RefSeq names its product craniofacial development protein 2-like. The transcript has 3 exons. NCBI's taxonomy places the organism in Eukaryota, Viridiplantae, Streptophyta, Magnoliopsida, Solanales, Solanaceae. Bases 1 to 780 code for a protein of 259 amino acids. Gene Ontology annotation, biological process: chromatin remodeling. Gene Ontology annotation, cellular component: nucleus. The record is from RefSeq and is a predicted model, not a curated record.
AUGAGUAUUAAUCUGGUAGUUGGUGGGUUUACUGUAAACGUGAUUAGUGCAUACGAUUCUGAGGUAGGUUUGGACCAAGAGGUCAAGAAGCAAUUCUGGGAGGAUUUGGACGAGAUGGUGCGUAGUAUCCCGCACACAGAUAAGCUAUUCAUUGGCGGAGAUUUCAAUAGCCAUAUUGGGGCUAGUGUUAGGGAUUAUGAUGAUGUGCAUGGCGGGUUUGGUUUUGGGGAUAGGACUAAGGGAGCUAACUCGAGUUUUCCGAAGAGGAAAGAGCACCUGUUCACUUUCCGGAAUUCAAUGAGCAAGACUCAGAUUGAUUAUCUUCUCUAUAGGAAAUGCGAUAAAGGUCUAUGCACUGACUGCAAGGUCAUCCCAAGUGAGCACCUCAUGACCCUACAUAGGCUCCUAGUUAUGGACCUGGAGAUCAAGAGGAGUAGGAGGAAGAGGGCAGGGUGCAGGCCACCUAAGAUCAAGUGGAGUAACUUGACCGAGUACAAAGCUCAGAAGUUAGGGGCAAAGUUGUUGGCUAUGAGGGCCUGGAUGAGUAGGGGGACGCGUCUAUACAAGGAGAGGAAGAAGGAUUUGCAUAUGGUGUUUAUUGACCUUGAGAAAGCGUAUGAUAAAGUCCCAAGGAAGGUCCUGUGGAGGUAUUUAGAGGUUAGAGGCAUUCCGGUAGCGUACGUUAGGGUGAUUAAGGAUAUGUAUGAUGAUAUUAAGACUCAGGUGAGGACUGUGGGUGGUGACUCAGAGCAUUUCCCUGUGGUGAUGGGGUUGCACUAA